AUUAUCCCACCUCCGGAAUGGAAACCAAGAGAGCAGGGCUAUGAUCUAAAUGAUAUUCAUAUCAAAAUACCUGCUCCUAUUUGUCAAGUGGUUACUGGGAAGCAAGGAUUGUAUCAGCAAAUAAACAUACAGAAAAAAGCAAUGUCUGUUGUGGAGUACCAUAAACUUGCGUCUUCUGCCAAAUACUGUACACCUCCACACUUCGAUUUUGAAGAUUUGGAGAGGAAAUACUGGAAGAACAUUACAUAUAAUCCGCCCAUUUAUGGAGCAGAUGUCAGCGGAACCUUAACUGAUGGGACUGUUGACGAAUGGAACAUAAAUCGACUUGGUACAAUACUUGAUUAUGUUAAUGAAGAUUAUGGGAUUUCAAUUGAAGGAGUAAAUACUGCUUACUUGUACUUUGGAAUGUGGAAAACAACAUUUGCUUGGCAUACUGAGGAUAUGGAUUUGUACAGUAUAAAUUAUUUACACUUUGGUGCUCCAAAAACCUGGUAUUGCAUUCCUCCUGAGCAUGGUCGAAGACUUGAAAGACUUGCAACUGGAUUUUUUCCAGGAAAUAGCAAAUCUUGUCCUGCUUUUCUUAGACAUAAAAUGACUAUUAUCUCUCCACAUGUACUUAAGCAGUAUUCUAUACCCUUUAAUAAAAUCACACAGGAAGAGGGAGAGAUAAUGAUUACUUUUCCUUAUGGCUAUCAUGCUGGUUUUAAUCAUGGUUUUAAUUGUGCAGAAUCAACUAAUUUCGCCACAACACGGUGGGUUGAAUAUGGAAAACGGGCAAUACAGUGUUUAUGCAGGCCAGAUAAUGUUAAAAUUUCCAUGGAUACAUUUGUGAAGAGAUUUCAACCAGAAAAAUAUGAUCUCUGGUUGACUGGAAAAGACUUUGGACCUCAUCCUGAAGACCCAACGCGGUGUACUCUUGCACCCCCUCCUUCUUCAAAUGAUAUCCUCUGUAGUAAAGGAAAUAUUGGGUCAGAGCCAUUUAUAAUGGAAGGCAAUAAGAGAGUUCCUGCUAUGAAGAAACAAGAAGAAGAUGAAAUACCUAGUGAAGUGAAGAGGGUAUUAGAAGAACUUGAAUUUGAAGAAGAGUCUCCUGAUGAAGAGCAAAUUCAAGUUCUUGAAGAUAUUUGGCUCAAGGCUGGUGAAAUUGAAUUAGAAGAAGCUUCUUUGGUUGAUGCUGGCUAUGAAAUGAAUCAAAAAAGGAAAAGAAAGAAAUCAGAUCCAAAAAGACCUAGAGGUAGGGGUUGUAACAAAAAAAUUAAAUUAAAGGAUAAAGAUAAAAUUGAAGUAACACAACUUCAAUCAGAAUUAGAAAAGUGUUUAGAAGAGUAUGAAACUGUUGACAUCAAAGCUCCAAUAGAUAUUGUUGAAGAUGACCUACCACCUUUACCUUCUAGUCCUUACCCAUCACUAUCAAAUACAGAAAAUAAUAUCAAUUCAAAUCUUAUUGAAACGAAACCAUCUAUCAGUAGUUUACCGUUUAAGGGCACAAAUAUUCCAGUUAUAGAAAAGAAGCCUAGACAGCGUAAGCCACGAGAACCAAAAGAUCCUUCUCAAGUAACAAAAAGACGAAUUAGAGUUAAAAAAGAAAAGGAUCAUGAUCCUAAAAAGGGUUUAUUGAAAAGAGUUAAAAAAGAGUCAAAUGAAAAUGCUAUGAAAAACAUUACAAGUUUGAUUUCUAGUAAUACAGAAGCUUUCAAUAGUAUGAAUAUUAAUCAUUUAUCUGACAAUGCUGUUUCCGAAAGAAGUAUGUUAGACGACACCCUUUCAAUAAACUUGAAUUUUUCAAAUUUUAUGGAGUCUUCCAGAGAUUCGGGACAGUUAAUUGUGAAUCAGGAAGUAGAAAUUAGUUCAGAACCUUAUUUAGGACAUUCUAAGUCUAGUAUCACUAAUAAAAAUGGUAUGAUAAAGGAAGAGCCUAAUGGAGAUUGCCUGUCUAGUCAUAAUGACCCUCAUUAUUAUUCUGAUAAGGGUGAUUUUCCUGUGAUAAAAGUAAAGAACAUGCCAGAAGACACAAAUUCAUUAUUGAGCAGAUCUCUGCUAACACAGAAUAACGAAUUAACAGUUACUCGUGUAGCAAACAUUGAAAAAACCGAAAACCAGAAAUUAUCCAGACCAGUUAUGUUAACUGUGCCUAAAUUUGUCAAAGUCCCUAGUAUCCAAAAAGAUAACAAAACCAAUAAUGCUGUUCCAUCAGGAAGUAAUAACAUUGAAAAUAUAGAUAAUCCUAAGAAAAUUGUUCUUAUCAAAAGACCCAGUGGAAAUAAGGGUGAAGUUAAAUGUUUUCUAAAACCAUUAAAUUCUGAAACGUAUUCCAUAUUACUAAACAAUAAAAGUAAAACUAAUAAACCAAAAGUAGUUCUUCUCAAUCAACCAUCAGUGUUGCCAAGUCAGAAGAGUGUGUUAUCCCCUCCAAAAUUCACUGCUCCAUCUAUUCCUACUUCUCCUAAUACACACAUUUCUCCUAUGGCUAAGCUAUCUACAUCUCCAGAAAGUAUUAGAGUGAAAUCUGAUGCUCAAUUGUUUGUCAGUAGUUCACCUAGUCACUUAGAUAGAAGUACACCAACUUCUUUCGAUCACCAAAAAAACCUUUUCAAAUUGUCUCUGUGUUCUAAAACUGUGUCAGAUAAAUCUUCGCCUCAUACAUCACCUCAUACUUCACCAAUCCCAAGGAUAUCAGUAGCAAAGAAUAUAUUUAAUAGUCCAAGUAUAAAUAUCCAGUCCAUGAUAAAUCAAGAAGUACCUUUGAAACAAGAAACAGAAACAGAUCCUUUAGCUGUUUCAGCUAGAGUAGAAGACGGUUAUCAAGAAAAUUUAGGCUACCCUCAUGUCGACCUCUAUGGUAGGGUUGACCUUGUUGAAAGUUCAAAUUUUGAUAAGCUUUCCCAAGAUCUCCAAACUCCUUCUGUUGAAAGAGCUUAUAAUUUAUUUUGGAGUUUAAAAGAACCUCACUGUGCUGUGUGUGUUUUGUUUUCAAAGACUGAAGAAACAUCUGAGGUGGUUAUUAGAAUGCCUCAAGACUGGAUGAAAAAUGCUAAAGAAACCCAGUUACCACAAAGAAGCAGGGUAAUAACAUGUUCAACUUUAUUUUCUGAGGAUCGAACAAAGCCAUUAACAUCUCAACUAUUAGUGUGCAGUGAAUGCAGAGUAUGUGUUCAUGCUGCCUGUUAUGACAUAAACAACAAGUCAUGUUUAUCUAAACCUUGGAGAUGUGACAAAUGUGAUUGUUUAGAUACAGGACUGUAUAAGAGUUGUCAUUUAUGUGGUCUAUCUGGAGGAGCUAUGAAAAAAAGUGUUGAUUAUGGUUGGGUACAUAUCCAAUGUGCUACCUUCCUCCCAGCUUCUCAAUUGAAAAUUCAUGGAAUAAAAAAUACCCCUAUGAAAAGUUUAAUUACUAACAGACCAUGUUUCAUAUGCACCAAACCACAAGGAACUGUUCCAUGCUGUGAUACAAAAUGCGGUUUGUGGCUUCAUGUUACGUGUGGUAUGAUCACAGGUGUUAGAAUAUGUCCAAAUCUUUGGCCUGGAACAAGAUUUCUGGUUACCUGUUUGAGCCAUUCUCAUGUUCACAAUACGAUGUGCGGCAUUCAGAUUGGUAUAGAAGUGUUUGCAAAACAUUCCUUUAAUGACAGAUUUUACAAAGGUGUUGUCACAGCAAUAUAUAUUGAACAGUUUUUUACUCUUCUGUUUGAAGAUCACUCAUUCAUGGAUGUUAAUAGAAAUUCAGUAGUUAAUUGCACGGCUGGAAUUCCUGAACCUGGUUCAGCAGUUAAAUGUCGUUUGAAGGGUGUUCUUUAUGACACUACAUAUUUGCGUUCUAAAUCAAAGAUUAUGUAUAAUAUUGAUUUUGAAAGCAUGCCACAAAUCAGUGUCACGAGUGAUGAUAUUGUCUGUUUAGAACAAAAAAAUUUAUUUGAGCUGGAAUCACGAACUAAGUGAGU
This is a messenger RNA of Nezara viridula (southern green stink bug), 3938 nucleotides long. NCBI's taxonomy places the organism in Eukaryota, Metazoa, Arthropoda, Insecta, Hemiptera, Pentatomidae. The record is from the annotation of a GenBank genome assembly.